Molecule: messenger RNA, 2328 nt
Organism: Phialemonium atrogriseum
Lineage: Eukaryota; Fungi; Ascomycota; Sordariomycetes; Cephalothecales; Cephalothecaceae
Product: amino acid permease-domain-containing protein
Exons: 9
Coding region: 400-2154 (584 amino acids)
Biological process (GO): amino acid transmembrane transport
Cellular component (GO): membrane
Molecular function (GO): L-amino acid transmembrane transporter activity
Source: RefSeq, a predicted model, not a curated record
CACGAGCACGGCCAUCGCCCAGCCAAGCGUGAUACUAUGCGCCACAUUUUGGGAAUGUGUUGCAGAAACAGCAAUUCCUUUAAAGGAUUGGCAUUGACGCGAUCGUCGUCCCAUAUCACCCAUUUGGAAGGAGGAGCGUCGAGCGUGGAGCAUGGAAGAUCGAACGAUGGGAUCGAGUAUCCGGGCCACAUGCACAUGGAACACCCAAGCAUGCGAUUCGAUAGCAUCCCUCAUAUAAAUUAACCCUCUCGCACCCGGCCACCCGAGACAUUGAUCCUCUUCAUAUUACGGACCCAUGGCAAGUGUAACCUGCAUACUCAGCUCCUAGUCCCUACCUUCGAACACCGUCGAUCACGUUUCGUCAAAUACCCGAGGGGUCAACCCGAAAACCGGAAAGACAUGUCUUUCUGGCGCCGGCCAUUCAGUCGCCGGCAGGGCGAUGACGCCGCCGCCGCGCAGAACACCGAUGAGGGUGAGGUUUCGGAUGGCAGCCUGCACUACGUCGUCGAGAAAGGUGGCAAUGACUCGCUGCCGUCGUACCAGGAGGCCGGGGGUGCCCCUGUCGAGACCAAUUCGCCCUUGGGGUACGCCGUCGGCCCCGUCACCAUCGUCUUCCUCAAUAUCAGCAAGAUGAUCGGGACGGGUGUCUACUCGACCCCCUCGAGCAUCCUGGUCGGUACCGGUUCCGUCGGCCUGAGCAUGAUCUACUGGGCCCUCGGUUUCCUCACGUCCAUCGCUUCCCUGUCCGUCUACCUCGAAUACGCCUCCUACUUCCCGAACCGCUCGGGCUCCGAGGUCGUGUACCUGGAGCAGGCGUUCCCGCGGCCGAGGUGGUUCUUCCCGACCGCGUUCGCCGCGCUGGCUGUCGUGUUGUCCUUCAGCAGUGGCAACUCAAUUGUCCUCGCACAGUACCUCUUUCGCGCCAGUGGCCACGUGCCGACCGGCUGGGAAAUGAAAGGAGUUGCCGUGGCUGGAUACACAGUUGCCGUCUUGCUUGUCGCCUUCAACACCAGGGUCUCGUAUGCAAUCUCCAACGCGGUCGGCAUUGUCAAAGUCAUCACCCUUGUUUUCAUCGCCAUCACGGGUCUCGUGGUGCUGGGCGGUCAUACCAGAGUGGCCGAGCCGACGGCGAAUUUCAAGAAUUCAUUCGAUGGCAAGGCGACUCCGUAUGGGCUGACGAACGCCCUUGUGAAGAUCAUCUUCUCGUAUGCGGGGUAUGAGAACGCGUUCAACUUUGUCAACGAAGUGAAGAACCCGGUGAAACAACUCCGACGAAAUAGUUUCAUUGCGCUCUUCAUCGUUGCUAUUCUAUAUAUCUUUGCAAACGUCGCCUAUUUCGCUGCCGUACCCCUCAAAGAUCUCAGGGCCGCAAGUCAGAUAUCCGCUAGCCUGUUCUUUACGGCCGUUUUUGGCGAGGGCAAUGCCGUCAAGGGGUUGAAUGUGUUGAUUGCCCUGAGUUCCUUUGGCAACCUCCUUGCAGUACUGCUGGGAUCGGCCAGAAUGGUCCGCGAAUGUGGAAGGCAAGGAGUGCUUCCAUUCACCAGUUUCUGGGCCUCCACGAGACCCUUCGGAACACCUCUGGGACCAUACUUGCUCAAAUGGUUCUUGACCGUGCUGAUGGUCCUCGCGCCUCCAGCCGGGGAUGCGUUCAACUUCAUCGUCGACCUCCAGGUCUACCCUUCCACCUUCUUCAACUUCGCCAUGGGGAUUGGCCUCUAUCUGCUUCGGUGGCGGCGCAAGAAGAUUAAUCUGCCGCCACCAAGCUUCCGUGCCUGGCAUUCCAUCAUCAUCUUCAAGAUCCUGGUGGACCUGUAUCUGCUCAUCAUGCCUUGGUAUCCACCUCUCGGCGGCAAGUACGGUGGCGAUGUCAGUUUCUGGUAUGGCACAUACGUGGUGACGGGCAUCGUUAUCAUCGGGGCUUGUGGGGUCUACUAUGCGGUGUGGGUUUACCUGCUGCCCAAAGUUGGCGGGUACAGACUCCGACAGGAAGUCCUGGUGCUAGACGACGGUGCCCGGACUCAUCAAAUCAUCAGGGUCCCUGUGGAGGAGGUGGGCCACUGGGAUGCCACGCACGACUCUGUUGGCCGUCCACUGGGGGACGCCCACAGCGACUCCCACGAGAGCCAGGAAGUGGUUAGGGAGCAGAAGGUGUAAGCUGCGGAUGCGGACUUGCGGAGAAGUGAAACGGGGCGACAAGAAACAGAUUGGCAACCGGAGUCCGUGUGGCCAGACAAGAACGAACAUGGGGCGGCUGCUUUCUGCAUCAGAUGCUUAGCAUGCAGAUCAACCAAACUUCCCCGGCGGCGAUCGGGCGGAUGGAUUCUGCGG